Messenger RNA from Bipolaris zeicola 26-R-13, 168 nucleotides. RefSeq lists its product as uncharacterized. The record is from RefSeq and is a predicted model, not a curated record. NCBI's taxonomy places the organism in Eukaryota, Fungi, Ascomycota, Dothideomycetes, Pleosporales, Pleosporaceae. The transcript has a single exon. Bases 1 to 168 code for a protein of 55 amino acids.
AUGGCCGCUGCAUCCAGCACCACAGGGGUUGUCCUGGAAGAUGGCCACUUGUCUCAUCUGCUUCACAGCAGUCUUCUCCGCCACAUUUGGAGCGUGUGUGGUCAUGCUACAACAGCCAAAUGCGGAUGCUUUCUGUGCGAGGCUUACUUCAAAGUAUUGUAUGUCUAG